UUUUUUAUCCACUUUUCAGUUUCCACUAUUACGCUGUACCCCCUUCCCUCCUCUCUCUCUGAGCUUGCUCUCCUCCAUUAAAGCGUGCUCUGAGCUUGCUUUCCUCCAUUGAAGCUACCCUGAGUUCUUUAUUGAAGCUGAGCUUUAUUUCCUCCAUUGAAGCAGUUCCUGAGUGGAUUGCAUCAAGUUAUCGAAAGUCGAGAACAAGUUGAAGCUGAGUGUAUGGCAUCUUGGGCUACAGCAACCUUGCCUCUUAAAGAGCUUUCUUUGUUGCCUGUCGUUUCUUCUAGAACAACAGGAGGUACUUCAUGCUGCACGACAGGCUACCUUAAACCUUUAAAUCUUAGAAGAAAUGGAAUUGUCCGUCCUUAUGUGACUCUAAAGUACUCAAAUGGAAGAGCCAGCGUGGUUGGCUCAAGGCAGACUCCUGGCAAUUCAAAAGUUGAGGUAUGGGAAGAUCCUGAGGACGGAAGUGAGAGUGACUAUGAUGAUGAAGAGCAGGAAGCGGAGGAAAAUGAUUUGGAUUUUGAGAGUGACUGGGAAGAAGAUAAAGACUCUUCAGUUGAGACAAUUACUGGAAAAGAUGAAGAAAUGAAGUAUGAGGAUGAACUCGCAAAAGAGAUUGAGCAUCUCUUGGAACCAGAGGAGUGGCUAAUUUUGCAACAAAAUGCAGCUCCAAAUCUUGAGAAAAUAUCAACUGCAAAAUGGAGUCCUCUUCACAGCCUAGCAUUGUCAGGACAAAUUCAUUUUCUUGACCAGCUACUUGAAAAUGGUGUCAAGAUUGAUCUUCCAGACAAGGAUGGUCUGACUGCUCUACAUGUCAGCAUUAUUGGUAAGAAAGAAGCUGUUAUUAGUCAUCUCAUAAGAAAAGGUGCCAAUCCUCAUAUUAAGGAUAAGAAUGGUGUCACCACUCUUCACUAUGCAGUUCAAGUUGGUGCCAUACAGACUGUGAAAUUACUUAUGAAGUACAAUGUAGAUGUGAAUGCCUCCGAUGAUGAAGGGUGGACCCCCUUACAUGUUGCCAUGCAAAGUAGAAACAGAGACAUUGCAAAAAUCUUGUUAGUAAAUGGUGCAGAUAAAAUGAGGAAAAAUAAGGAUGGAAGGACACCUUUGGAUCUGAGCAUAGCUUAUGGAAAAGACUUCAAGGCGUAUGAUCUUACUAAGUUGUUGAAAAUGAUGACUGCUAACAGAGAUCUGUAGCUGGUGAACAUGAUUCCAUAAAGUGUAGUACAUGUCAAACAUCCUUCAGAUAUUCAAGGUUGUUGAACUACAGGAUUUUCAUGUUUCUAUUAUGCUGGCUUGCUGCUGAUAAGGCUGUGCUUUUGGUUUAGAAAUGUCUAAUGUGUUCAGAAUGUUUCUGGAAACUGAAACUGUACGUUGAGAAUGUCAAUCUUGUGCACCGAAUAGCCAGUUGUUAAAGCAGGCGACAUGAAGAUCAUCCUAGUGUACAGCAUCUAUCUUCUUUCAAGUGUGUACAAAGCCUGCAGCAGCAAUGGCCGCCCGUGCAAAGAAAGACUGAAUAAGAACAUUACUGAGGGCUGAGGCUCCCCAAGAUUGUAUCUUUAGCAUUGUAUGCAGAAACUCAGCUAAUGUUGCGAGGAUAUACAGAUACUGGGGGUAUUGUCAAUUAUGAAAAGUUAUUUUUGUUGUUUGGCAGAUGAGAUGAUUUUUUUUUCUUCUUAUUUUUUUUUAUUAUAUAGAAAUAAGCACAAUAUUAAAAAUCGCUUAUUCGCUUGAUAUGUAAUUGUUUUUUAAGGCAUGAACUUAGAGUUUUGGUUUGAUUGUAUUCAA
This is a messenger RNA of Chenopodium quinoa (quinoa), 1791 nucleotides long. RefSeq names its product ankyrin repeat domain-containing protein EMB506, chloroplastic-like. Gene Ontology annotation, cellular component: chloroplast outer membrane. The coding region runs from base 223 to 1200 and encodes 325 amino acids. Lineage: Eukaryota; Viridiplantae; Streptophyta; Magnoliopsida; Caryophyllales; Amaranthaceae. Gene Ontology annotation, molecular function: protein binding; chloroplast targeting sequence receptor activity. Gene Ontology annotation, biological process: protein targeting to chloroplast. The record is from RefSeq and is a predicted model, not a curated record. The transcript has 9 exons.